AUGUCGACUUUAGCGCCUUUGUUAGAUUUGGGUGAGGUCACCUACCGAUCAGAAGCAAAGGCGAGCUCUCCUAUGAUUCCUGUCCACACUUGGCCACUCUUGACGUGCUACGAACAAGUUGUUGAUUACUACCUGUUCCUCAGAAACAGCGAAACUAGCCCAUGGGGCGGCUACAAUGAUUUCCGGUUCGCAUGUUUGGAAACCUUUUUUCUAGAGAUGUGUGGAUUCUAUUCGGGAGAACUGGACCUCACAGGCCGGCAUAAGCCUCGGUUCCUUUUCCUCCAACCAGUCUGGAAUGAAUUCAUUGCAGAUUUCAACAUUACUCCCUACGUUGAGGAACAGCCGGGAUAUGGCCACUCCAUAUCUCGGCCAGAAUACACAUUCCACCGGCCUCUUCUUUGGCAGAACUUCAGGUCCAAGUGGGUCGUCCAUGAAAAUGGUUACUGGUUUGUAAAAUGUCGCGUGGCGGAAGUUCUGAGGCUCAUGACCAAAGCUAACUACACGCCGAAGUUUCAAAGACGUCAUCUUUUGCAUCUUCCAGACGAGUUAUUGGAUCUCAUCAUGAAGAAUGCAAGCCUUGAAAAUACACGAAUAAUCUCGUCUACUUGCAAGAGUUUGCGCGUCAUCUCCCAGCGCUACAUCUUUGUCUCGCGACGAUUGAUUCUCAAUACACUGAAUCUCGCAGACGUGAUACUGCUUCUUGAAGAGAAGAGGCAAGCGGCGACGUUAGAACGUUAUCUAAAGGAGCAUGAUCAAAGUUUAUCUCAAGUUCAUUUCUUGCUCGGCCGCCCUGAUAUUACCCAGAAAAUCAAAACCGUUCACAUCCGAGUUCGCAGUGUCUUCGACCAUAGCCGUGGGCUUUACCUGGGUUCCGGUACUUUUAUCCAUCUCGAGACUAUUGAGCACGCAUUUUGUUCGGUCCUCGAAACUAUGCAAAAUCUCACGUCCCUCUCCGUCUCUCGUUUUUUGCUCAGUAAUCCCUUCACUCAGACGAUAGCUUCUCUCCCCCACCUCCGAACCCUAAAACUUGCGAUACACGCGCCUAUCACUUCACUUCUCUGCUAUCCUAUGUGGAUUCUCAACAGAAUUGAAAACCUGGUGUUGACAAUUGAUCCAGACGGGCUCCAGGUUCUGCUUUUCCUUGAUUCCUGGGCGAAUUCUAUCAAGAAUUUGUUCAUAUUUUAUCCACAUGUGCCUGAGCUAGAUGCAUUCUCAAACAUGUGCGCUAUGGAACGGGUGUCCCUCUCUAGUCUUCCUCGCAUAUAUGUUCACGUCGUGGAAAACAUGCUUCUCAUCUCACCUUCGUCGGACGUCCGUCGAUUGACUCAUCUUAAAUUGGAUUUCCGAGAGCCCAUUUUGGAUGAGGAGGUGGUCACCCUGUCCGGUGCGUUGGAGUCUUAUCCAAUGGAAGUGCUUGUGUUGGACGGACUACUCCAAGGAUACCCAGACAUCAUCGACGCCAUCGCACAGAAACUGCCAAAUUUAUUGGUCUUGAUGCUUCUCCGCCGUGGCGGCUCCGCUCAGAGUGUUAGUACCCACUGUAUGUGGCCUAAACCGAUAUGGACGUAUGCACCUCCCUUUUCUCAGUUCACAAGGCUCAGACAUUUCGAAUGGAACUAUCAAUACUUUUGUGAUGAAGUUAUCACGCCGUGGUCGAUGCUCCGACUGGAAGGUCACAACGAUCAGGAUGUAUCCGUGCGGCCCUACCUGGGAUACGAGUCGGAUGACCAUGAAGACAUAGAAUAUGCUUUGUGUGGAGCUUCUGUGUUUAAGGCAUACUGCCGGGGGCCAAAGCUGGUAAUGGUUUAUCUCCAUGAUCCUGCCAGGUCCUGGUGGCUAAUCGGAGAAGAUGGUCCCAUCCCGGACACAGCGCCACAUGAUCGAAACCUUCCAGCUCUUGAGUGGAAUCCUUGUAUGGACGAGGAUUACUUGGAAGACUCCUGCAAGUGGUGGUAGAUACUUCUACUUUAUGUGCUUUCUGCC
This is a messenger RNA of Guyanagaster necrorhizus, 1983 nucleotides long. RefSeq lists its product as uncharacterized. Bases 1 to 1956 code for a protein of 651 amino acids. NCBI's taxonomy places the organism in Eukaryota, Fungi, Basidiomycota, Agaricomycetes, Agaricales, Physalacriaceae. The transcript has 6 exons. The record is from RefSeq and is a predicted model, not a curated record.